Vitis riparia (riverbank grape) is the source of this 1129-nucleotide messenger RNA. Its product is annotated as metalloendoproteinase 4-MMP. Gene Ontology annotation, molecular function: zinc ion binding; metalloendopeptidase activity. The coding region runs from base 1 to 1062 and encodes 353 amino acids. NCBI's taxonomy places the organism in Eukaryota, Viridiplantae, Streptophyta, Magnoliopsida, Vitales, Vitaceae. Gene Ontology annotation, biological process: collagen catabolic process; proteolysis; extracellular matrix organization. Gene Ontology annotation, cellular component: extracellular matrix. The transcript has a single exon. The record is from RefSeq and is a predicted model, not a curated record.
AUGUUUCCCCUUCUCACUCUCUUCUCUCUUCUCUUCUUCCUCCUCUUCUACCCAUGCCAACCCGGUCGGCCGCCGCCAGGGCUUGCACCAUCUCCGGCAACGGUGGUAACUGUCAAGAACGGUAGUUACUCGUGGCAUGGGUUCCAGAGGUUCCUUGGGGCCAGGAGAGGUAGCCGAAUAAGCGGCAUGGCGGAACUCAAGAAGUACUUUAACCGUUUCGGUUAUCUAGGGUUUCAAGAUGGUAAUGUCACUGAUGUUUUUGACACCAGACUGGAAUCUGCUGUUGCCGCGUAUCAGGCGAAGCUAGGGCUUCCGGUGACCGGUAGGUUCGAUUCCGAGACUCUUUCGCAGAUGAUGUCGCCAAGGUGCGGGAUGCGUGACGCCAUGCAGCCCAUGCAUGCAGCCAUGCAUUACGUGUAUUUUCCUGGAAAGCCGAGGUGGGCGCGUCCAAUACCAAUGACACUCACCUACGCCUUCUCGCCGGAGAAUUUGGUCGGGUAUUUGAGCUUGGAAGACAUUAGAGGUGCAUUUAAACGUGCUUUUGCAAGGUGGGCAUCUGUUAUUCCGGUGAGUUUCACUGAGACUGAUACUUACAGUUUUGCCGACAUCAAAAUAGGGUUUUACAGGGGUGAUCACGGCGACGGUGAGCCGUUUGAUGGGGUUCUUGGGGUUUUGGCCCAUGCAUUUUCACCGGAGAGUGGGAAGUUCCACCUUGACGCGGCGGAAACAUGGGCAGUUGAUCUUGAAUCGGAGAAGUCGACGGUGGCCAUUGAUUUGGAAUCAGUGGCAACCCACGAGAUUGGGCAUCUUCUAGGGUUAGCACACAGUCCAGUUAAAGAAUCGGUCAUGUACCCUAGUUUGAAACCUAGAGCUAAGAAAGCUGAUUUGAAGCUUGAUGAUAUAGAGGCAGUGCAAGCCCUCUAUGGUUCAAACCCUAAUUUCAAAUUUGCAUCAUCAAUGGAAUCCGAUAUUUCUUCAAAUCAAGCCAUUGAUUUUAGGGUUAGGUCAUACAGAAAAUUGAGCAUCUUGCUUCCCAUUUUAGUACUAUAUUCAUCCAUGUAAUUAGGAAGUAAUUUUCAACCACAUUAGGGUUUUUCAUGACAUUUGAUUUCUUAUAUUCUUUUUUUUU